Molecule: messenger RNA, 1911 nt
Organism: Pestalotiopsis fici W106-1
Lineage: Eukaryota; Fungi; Ascomycota; Sordariomycetes; Amphisphaeriales; Sporocadaceae
Exons: 4
Coding region: 1-1911 (636 amino acids)
Biological process (GO): DNA-templated transcription
Molecular function (GO): DNA binding; zinc ion binding
Source: RefSeq, a predicted model, not a curated record
AUGAGCUCUACGUCGUCGUACACCCAAAAGGUUGAGAUGGCAUUUGAAUAUCACGACCCGAACGCCGGAAAUAGUACCGAGACUUGGACUCCACUAGUCAACGAACUCGUAACUCCCACGAGAAACUCGGGGCAGGGUGAAGCUUUGCUCAAUUCUCACACCAACGUGCCCGGGUCGACUGAGCCGGCUCAGUCAACUGACAUCUCCAACAGAGUUUCCCCGACUGCGCGAGCGCUCAGUGCACUUCUCCCGGACUUUGAGGUAGCCAGUCUCUUGAUCGACACGUACUUUGACCGCGUACAUUGGUUCAUGCUUGUCUUCUUCCAAAACGAUUUCCGACGGCGAUUCAGAGAUUUAUACAACGGUCAGAAGCGCCCAACUGCACAUGCUACCGAUGCAUUUCUCGCUCUGGUAUCGACAGUCGCUGCAAUCGGAUCCCAGUACGUUGGAGCUCACCGCCGUGGUCUACUGGAGACAUACGGAGUUGAUCCCGAUAACCUGAGGCGCGAAAUGUUCGCUACUCUGAAGAAUAAUCUGCUUGACAUUGUGUCUUCAGGCUCGCUGGAAGCGGCACAAACAUGUGUACUCAUGGGCAGCUAUUACUUAUACCAGGGUCAGCGAGGGCUAGCCUGGCCAAUCUGCGGCUGCGCUCUACGCGUUGCCCUAGCUUUGAAUCUUCAUCGCGCGCGCAGCAAUCUUUCACCCGACACUGCAGAGGCCAAUGAGAGCAAGAAACGGUGCUGGUGGGCCAUCUACGAGGUUGAAACAUUUUGCUGCAUGUUGUAUGGGUAUCCCUCAAGCACAUCAGAUGAUGACUGCGACGUAGCCCGCCUUGAUCCUCACCACCGGUACAGGCAGACGGAGCCCCCGACCUCCCAGGACGACAGCAGGGCCACUCUCCUUUCAUAUAAAUACUUCAUGUCAGAGCUAUCCACGCUUACUCAGUACACUCUGAGGGAGCUUUACAACGCUCGUUCCAAGUCACAAGGCGGUACCAAGCCUACCAAAGAGAAUUUGCAACGACAGAUUCGAAAGGUCACCGAGAUCGAUGCCCGGCUACUGCAAUGGAAAGAGUUUGCCGGCAAAAUUCAUAUCAAGGCAACUGGCCCUCAGUUUGAAGACCACAUAUGCCAACUCCAGGCUCUUGCCCUGAAACUCGCCUAUGAGAACCUACGGAUCCUAGUUCACAGACCUCUGCUUCUGUACCAGAUGGUAUCACCGCGGGCUGAUCCAUUUCAGUAUUCGAUCGGUGUCUGUCGAGAAGCUGCUCUGGAGAUAUCCGAGACAGCAGACAUGCCGGUAUUCUCUCAAGCGACUGGCACCUAUGCCGUGUCCUUUGUGAGCAUGCAUCUCUUCACUGCCGGUGUAACACUGAGCAUAAUGGCCACUUUGGAUCCUCUAAGCACACAGUCGCAUCAUGCAAAGGCCGGUCUCCGCAGGCUCAUGGGUAUGCAAGCGAACUUCAAGGCGGCAUCCACGGUCGCCGCACAAGGACUGGAGUUAUUACAGCGGCUCACGAAACUUUUGAUGGAAAAAGAGCUACGUUUCAUGCUUUCGACGCCCACGAGGCAAGCAACCCCGGCUCAGGAACCAAGUACCAACCGCGUGACACGGCCGGUUGAGAGUGUAGCGCCCGUGGCUCCCACAAUCAUUCCACCUAGCCAUCAAGCUGUGGAGUUUGCGCCCACAAAUGGAAUGUCCGGGGUCGUUCUCACAGAACCUACCACAUCGCCAGAAUGGGAAUUCCGACAGGACCCCGUUAUGACCGAAGCAUUCAUGGACUUUGAAAAUAUGAUGUUGUCUUAUUCCGAACAGGGACUAGACGGAGCGCAGGGUGCGCUACCGGCGAGCAAUGAGUAUGGUUUCACAGAAACAGAGCAAGCAUGGUUAUGGGAUUUGAAUCUAGCAUGA